CAGGAGACACUUUCGUUUUGUCGCGAGCGGCCCGGGCAGGUGAGUGACCGCGGUGUGAUUUGGGACGCAGCCAGAGCGCCGCUGGAUCACAGCAGAGUUCUCACCGGCACACAGCGCGCGAGUUCCAGCUGCGCCAGCUGCGUCUCACAGCUGCACUCGGGCAGAGGAGGCAUGAGAGCCUGCAUGUGAGCACAGCAGCUUCCAUCACAGGCUUUAUUCAGGGCGAGAGGAGCCUCAGAUAUCCUCACUGAUGCUGACUGUAAUCACUGACCUCACCUCACCUCACUGCACAUCUGUGAGGUCUGUUACUGUGCAGCUCGUGCAGUCAUCACAUCUGCACCUCAUUCACUCAGUAUUAGAGGUGAUGGAGAGACGAUCAAGCCAGCGCACUACACUCAUGCCCUCAUGCCUCUUCUUCAAGGAGCAAAUGCAGCGUCGUGCUGAUCACGUGAUGCAGCUGCACGUAUGAAAACCUGGACGUGUCACUGAGAUGACGGGCGAAAGCUCGUGUGUCGGGACGCAGCACUCUCAUGGAGGUGUUAAGGAAGAGGACGUACGUGAAUCUGGACCUGAGGUGCAUGAGAUGCCGGAACACGAUGCGAGUCUGACCUCUGACCCCACAGCACCUUUUGUCAGGCGCUUCUGUAAAGGAGGAGCAGAUAAACCGUACACGUGCCUGACUUGCAGCAAGACCUUUGUCACCUCGUCACAUCUGGCGCUCCACGUGUGCAGACACGCCAGUGACAGGAAGUACGAGCGCAGCAGGUACAGGUGCAGAAAGCACGCGUGCACCAAGGCGUUCUCACGGCCGUCUCAGCUGGUGCGCCACAUGGCCGUCCAUAUGGGUGAGAAGCCCUUCAAGUGCCCGGAUUGUGGCAGGUGUUUCGGACGUGGGUCGCACCUGGAGACCCAUCGGCGGCUCCACACGGGCGAGAAGCCGUUCAAGUGCAGUGCGUGCGGCAAGUCGUUCACGCAGAAGUCCGGCCUCAUCGUGCACGUGAGAAAGCACACGGGUGAGCGGCCGUACAAAUGCGACAAGUGUGGCGAGGCGUUUCGCACCGCCGCGCACCUCCUCUCCCAUCAGGCUCUGGAGGCGGGGGAGGGCCGACACGCCUGCGCCACGUGCCAUAAAAGUUUCAAGACUGUUUCAGUGCUCAGGCAGCACGAGAAGGUUCACAGAGAGUCACAUGAUUCACUCGUACGCACAUGCAGCGUGUGCUGUGGUGCGUUUGUUAGCAGCUCUGAGCUCCAUGACACCGAAUCUGCCGCGUGCGUCUUUCACUGCAGAGUCUGCAACGUCAUUUUUACAGACAUGAGCACCUUUGAGAAUCACUGUGAGAAGCACCAGAGAGUGGAGGAAGACAAGCUGGGGGAAGAGGAAGAAGAGGAAGAAGAGGUGGAGGUGGGAAAAAGAAAGAACAACGCUCGAGACCCGCCGUUUCGGCCGCAUGUGGCAACUUCUGCAACGCGCUACACGUCUGAGGUCAGCACACGCUCCAAAACCAGAGCCAGGAACAGCACCGACGGAAUCAACUGACGUUUUACCACGUCACUGAGGAGCAGUUUAGUUAAAAUGAAGAACGGACGCGAUGUUCUUGUUAACUCAAACACAGUCAAUCAGCCGCAACGUAUUCAGUGUUUAAUGUUUAGUUUUGCACUGCAGCGAUGGCGUUAAAGCAGCUCACCAAGUAAUGAAAGUGUACCAGUUUAGCACUUUCCUGAGUGUGUGAUUUGCAUAUGCAAAUUAGGUUCUAAGAAAUUUGAGUUUGCACUCGGACUGUUGACUUCGUCCAUGUUUUUGGAUGAAAGUGUGUUGGUUCUUCAUCAGCAAAUCUGUUUGAAACGCUGAACACGUCUCCGCUGAUCGACUGGUGUAAGUGAUGUGAAGUUACAUGAUGCAGGUGUGUGUAGCAUUUCUUAGGGUUUUAAACAGUUAAUGUACACUCACCGGCCACUUUAUUAGGAACACCCAUGAGCCACACCUGCUGUUCUCUGCAGUUCUGUAAUCAGCCGAUCCCUCGCCAGCAGCACGACACAUCAAAUCCCACAGAUACAAAUCAGGAGCUUCAGUUAAUGUUCACAAUGUUCAAGCAUCAGAACGGGAAAAAUUAUGAUCUGACAGUGUGACUUUCUCUCACUGUGGUCUGGGUGUUGGUUUGAUCCAGAUGGGCUGGUUUGAGUAUUUCAGAAGCUGCUGAUCUCCUGGGGUUUUCACACACAACAGUCUCUAGAGUUUACACAGAAUGGUGCAGAAAACAAAAAACACUGAGUGAGUGAGCGACAGUUCUGUGGGUGGAAACAAACGCCGUGUUGAUAAGAGAGGGUCAGAGGGAAAUGGACAGGUUGGCUCGAGCAUUUUUGCCAGGAAGGAUAUAGUAACUCAUAUAAUCACUCUUUACAACCGCGGUGAGCAGAAAAGCAUCUCAGCAUGUAACAGCAGAAGAACACAUUGGGUUCCACUCCUGCAGCCAAGAACAGGGAUCUUAGAACCAACAACACGUUCCUAUUACAGUGGUGGGGAGUGUAUCAGUUGAGGUUUAUGGGCUCUUCUUGUACAAAAAUGUUUGCUGUAAAACUUGUAAAAUUGUCAGCAUGAGGUGUUUGAUGGAUGAAAUGUUUCAUGCUAUUCCUGUUGUAUAGAAUUUUGUUUCACAGCUCUGUGAUGUGUCGCUUGUUUCAGUAGGACGUGUGUGUUAUGGUGUGUGUUACAGUGUGUGUUACGGUGUGUGUUACAGUGUGUGUUAUGGUGUGUGUUACGGUGUGUGUUACGUUGUGUUACGGUGUGUGUUACAGUGUGUGUCAUAUCGCUUUUCAGUAUUCGAGAUGUAUUGUCUCAUUUAUUUCAUCAACGAGAAGAAUUUCAACUCUUACACCACAGCGCUGCUGAAUUCUCAUUGGUCAGAAAGUGUUGAUUAAUUUUCUAGAACAGGUUUAUAUUAACCGCGUGCAUUAUUAUUAACAAUACAUUAUGGUUACUAUAGUAACAGCUCAUUCACAUUGGGAUUUAAAAACGUAUAAUCACUGGUACGGUGAAGUUUUCUGUGAUUUAACAUUUAUUUCUGGAAGGAGUCUCCAGUGUCAGUGCUUUAGAACAGAGGUAAAGCUCUCACUUUAGCAUUUCUGUCAUCUUCAGGACGGAGGAGAUUCCCUGCAAAAAUAUUUGCACCCUGAUUUACUAAAUGUGUAAAAGCAAGUGUAAACUUUAAAAUACCCACAAAAAUGUGCAAACUUUAACUAACAGCCUGUACAGAGGAGUGUAUCGUUCACAUCAGCAAAAGAACAUCUGGUUUUGCAUUUUUAUCUGAAUGUGCAUGUAAAAUAUAUAUAUGUAUAUACAGAUGUGUAUAGGGUGGGAUCAAUACGAAUAGAGUCAUUUAUCUCUGUCAAUUUGUUAAUUUUUCACUCUUCACAUGAGGAUGUGUAAAGUAAUGGCACCGAAAGGCAGGUAUUGCAUUUGUGAAAGCCAAACAAAAGAUAAAAUAA
Neoarius graeffei (lesser salmon catfish) is the source of this 3483-nucleotide messenger RNA. RefSeq names its product zinc finger protein 239. Lineage: Eukaryota; Metazoa; Chordata; Actinopteri; Siluriformes; Ariidae. The coding region runs from base 491 to 1537 and encodes 348 amino acids. The record is from RefSeq and is a predicted model, not a curated record. The transcript has 2 exons.